AUGGAGAUUCGAGGUACAGUUGCCCUCGUAACCGGUGGCAGCGGUUAUUUCGGCAGGGCAGUGGCUAAGCAUCUUCUAGACCGGGGAGCAAAGGUCGGCAUCGUUGAUAUAGAGGCGAAGACUGGCAAUGACGUUUGUCGACAGUUAAGCCAGAAGUAUGGGGAAGACAAGACAGCAUUCUUUGAGUGUGACGUCACAAAUGUCGAGCAAUUCGAGCAAGCGUUCGUUGAGGCAAUCAACAAGUUCGGAAAACUGGACAUUGUCGUCAACAGCGCUGGCGUUCCAGAGCUCCCAGACUGGAAGAAAGUGUUCGCCAUUGACGCCAUGGCGGUGUACCAAGGUACACUCCUGGCCAUGAAGUUCAUGGACAAAAGCUGUGGCUGGAAAGGGGGGCACGUUGUCAACGUAGGCCUCUAUCACAGGUGA
This is a messenger RNA of Rhipicephalus sanguineus (brown dog tick), 426 nucleotides long. RefSeq names its product 15-hydroxyprostaglandin dehydrogenase [NAD(+)]-like. The transcript is spliced from 4 exons. The record is from RefSeq and is a predicted model, not a curated record. Gene Ontology annotation, cellular component: cytoplasm. Gene Ontology annotation, molecular function: oxidoreductase activity, acting on the CH-OH group of donors, NAD or NADP as acceptor. The coding region runs from base 1 to 426 and encodes 141 amino acids. Lineage: Eukaryota; Metazoa; Arthropoda; Arachnida; Ixodida; Ixodidae.